AUGGAUAAUGGGUUCGCCUUUGAUGACAAUACUGAUAUAAGGACUGGUAUCACGGGAUCCGGUAAUAGCAAUGCAUCAAUGAUCUCUAAAGCAACCACUAAAAGUGACAAGAGUUCAAAGUUUUAUGGCAGUGGAAGAGAGUCAAAGUUUAGACUCAAAUUUAGGGGCAACAAGGGCGAUAAUGGGAAUUCCAACGAUACAAUAGAAAGACUCGAUUCCACAAACAUGGUUGGAAAUAGCUCCGAUACGUUAACAUAUGGAAAGUUAGAUACUAGGCCAGAAUUAACAAUCCAAACAACAGGACAUCUGUCCCUUACAAUUCCUAAACGUAUUGGGAGUCUGAUUCUGUUAGAAGAUCCGGGGUAUAACGGAGGUAAAAAGGCACAAGUCAGUUCUCCGGCAUCCACAUUUCACAAUUUAUUUCACCGAACUUCGACCUCAGCACAACCGUUAAAUGAUACCAGAAUCAAUGAGAAUGAAGAAUUAAGUACAACUUCAAACAGAAUUCCUAUAAGUCUUUCAUCCAACAGCUCAAACUCCAAUGUUAUUGACCAGGUACUUGCGUCUACUUAUAACUUUGCAAAUCCUGAUUUCACUUCAGAAGACGUCGAUAUCUCAACAAGUUCCUCGAUUCAGGAAUUGCAAAGAAAAUUAUUAACUCCGACAGAUCAAUAUUUACUGGGAAAAGUUAGAUGUAAUUCAACUACUAAAUUAGGUACAGCCGGUUUCGGAAUUAGUCCACAAAUAUCAGCAAGCAAUAACUCAGGCAUUCAUUUAUCUAAUAGUGGCCUCAGCAUUAUUGGAUCUCCAGAUAAUUCCAUAAAUACUUCAUUCAGCGAAAUAGGUUUGAGUAUUGCAAAUGACACCCUACCACGAGCAGAAGAGUAUAGUAGUAAGAAUUAUAAAUUCUAUAUCAAGUUGUUCACUUUGGUCAAACUGCUUUGUUGUCCUUCCCAGUAUCGCAAACAACCUAACGGGUUUCUGUUUCCCUUUUUAGGUUUAACAGUAGAAAAGGUUACUCAUUUUGUCAAAGAAGGUUAUGUCCAGCAUUUCCCCCAAGUACCUGACAUUGAUGAUUUUCACAUUAGGGAAGUCACUUUGGAUUUAACGCUAUUUUACUCUCAGUGCUUGAGUGCAUUAAAGAUUGAUUCUAGUAUGCCCCAAAACCUCAGUCCACACAAUGGUCAAUUAGGAAUCGAUAUUUUGAUGAGCUGCUGGACAAAAUUGGAGUUUCAGUGGACGAUAUUUAAAGAAAAAAUUAGGUUCUACUUGAUGUUGAUAUUUCAACCAUUGCAAAAGUAUCUAAAGGAUUUCUCUACCAUCAAAAUCGACCGAAUUCUUUUUGCCUCCUUCAAGGACAAUAUGUUGACACCAUUUUUGGUUCAGAGAUUGAGCAACUUCCAUAACUUCCAUGACGAAGAACGCAAGUCCCUCAAAUCUAAUAUGCCCUUAGUGAGGAACAUGAUCAACUGCUUUAGCCUAUUAACAGGUAAAGCAAUUGUUGAUAGCAAUAACCCGCUGGCGGCCACAUUUUUAUUUAAUGAUACAUACGAAAUGCUUUGCAAUAUUGAGGACGAUAGGAAUUAA
Lizanozyma spartinae is the source of this 1587-nucleotide messenger RNA. RefSeq lists its product as uncharacterized. Lineage: Eukaryota; Fungi; Ascomycota; Pichiomycetes; Serinales; Debaryomycetaceae. The record is from RefSeq and is a predicted model, not a curated record. The coding region runs from base 1 to 1587 and encodes 528 amino acids. The transcript has 2 exons.